AUGUCUGGACGUGGCAAGGGCGGUAAGGGUCUCGGCAAAGGUGGUGCCAAGCGUCACCGCAAGAUCUUGCGCGACAACAUCCAGGGUAUUACCAAGCCCGCCAUCCGCCGUCUCGCCCGCCGUGGUGGUGUCAAGCGUAUCUCCGCCAUGAUCUACGAGGAGACCCGCGGUGUCCUCAAGUCGUUCCUCGAGUCGGUCAUCCGUGACGCCGUUACCUACACUGAGCAUGCCAAGCGUAAGACCGUCACCUCUCUCGACGUCGUCUACGCCCUCAAGCGCCAGGGCCGUACCCUGUACGGUUUCGGCGGCUAA
Penicillium argentinense is the source of this 312-nucleotide messenger RNA. RefSeq names its product histone H4. Gene Ontology annotation, cellular component: nucleosome. Gene Ontology annotation, molecular function: structural constituent of chromatin; protein heterodimerization activity; DNA binding. NCBI's taxonomy places the organism in Eukaryota, Fungi, Ascomycota, Eurotiomycetes, Eurotiales, Aspergillaceae. The coding region runs from base 1 to 312 and encodes 103 amino acids. The record is from RefSeq and is a predicted model, not a curated record. Gene Ontology annotation, biological process: nucleosome assembly. The transcript has 2 exons.